This is a messenger RNA of Coffea eugenioides, 1014 nucleotides long. RefSeq names its product mitogen-activated protein kinase kinase 10. Gene Ontology annotation, cellular component: cytoplasm. Gene Ontology annotation, biological process: protein phosphorylation. The transcript has a single exon. Gene Ontology annotation, molecular function: ATP binding; protein serine/threonine kinase activity. The coding region runs from base 1 to 1014 and encodes 337 amino acids. NCBI's taxonomy places the organism in Eukaryota, Viridiplantae, Streptophyta, Magnoliopsida, Gentianales, Rubiaceae. The record is from RefSeq and is a predicted model, not a curated record.
AUGACACUGGUGAGGGAGAGAAAGGAAAAGCAGGCCCUGAGGCUCACUGUACCCCCAGUUUCUAGUUCUUGGCAUGGGUUUCUAUCACCAUCACCAAUAUCAUCCUCAAGCUCAAACUCUCCGACCAUCACUAACCUCGCCGAUUUCGAGAAACUUGCUGUUCUUGGACAUGGCAAUGGAGGAACAGUCUAUAAAGUUUUCCACAAGCCAACAGGUGCAAUUUAUGCAUUGAAAGUACUCAGGUUUGGCGAAGAUAUCGAAAGGGUUCAGCAGCAGUCUUUGAACGAGAUGGGGAUACUCAGAAGAUUGGACUCAGAUUGUGUUGUAAUGUGUCAUGGGGUGUUUGAGAAUGGAUUUGCCGACAUAGAUGGAGGUGGUGAUCUAUGCUUUGUUAUGGAGUACAUGGAAGGAGGAUCACUCUAUGACCUCUUGCAGAAGCAUCAUAGGUUAUCUGAGGAAGCUAUUUCUGGCAUUGCCAGAAGUGUCUUGGAAGGACUGCACUAUUUGCAUUCAAUGCAUAUUGUUCACAGAGAUAUUAAGCCAUCAAAUUUGUUGAUAAACAGAAAAGGAAAGAUGAAGAUUGCAGAUUUUGGCAUCAGCCGACUUGUGGCAGGUUCUGAUAAACAGCAGUGCGAUUCAUACAUGGGUACUUACGCAUACAUGAGUCCGGAGAGAAUUGAUCCAGAAAGGUGGGAUGGAGUUUACUCUGAUGGCUUUGCUGGGGAUGUAUGGUCCCUGGGAGUGGUAAUAAUGGAAUGCUUCACAGGUCGUUUUCCUUUUAUUAAUCCUGGGGAGAAACCAGACUGGAUCACUCUCAUGUACGCAAUUUGUUUCGAAGAAACACGGGAAAUGCCAGAAACUGCAUCAGCUGAGCUUCAGAACUUUGUAAGGAGGUGCUUGGUGAGGGACUGGAGGAGUAGAGGAACUGUGGAGGAACUACUCUCUCACCCUUUUCCGACUAAAUUUCAGCAUGUUGCUCCCCAGAACCUGCUCUGUUACUCUUCUUGUGUCUGA